UUGUCCUUCACUUUCGGAAACAGCAGCAGCGAAGAGCGGUGAAUCGUUUCUGCAAAUUUUAAGUCAAGAUGCAAGCCGGAUUGUGUUUAUACACGAAAUUUGUUCCUAUAUACAGAUGCUCCAGUAUCCAUGUCAGAAAUAAGCUACCUUCUUUAACUGCUGCUCACAAUAGAUAUUUUUCUAGUGAAUCAGGAGAAUUUGAUUUGGUAGUUAUAGGUUCUGGUCCAGGUGGUUAUGUUGCUGCUAUUAAAGCAGCACAACUUGGCUUGAAAACUGCCUGUGUUGAGAAAAAUGCAACGUUGGGGGGAACUUGCUUAAAUGUAGGAUGCAUUCCAUCAAAAGCUUUGCUUCAUAAUUCUCACUUGUAUCACAUGGCUCUUCAUGAUUUGCAGAAUCAUGGUAUUACAUGUGAAGGUGUAAAACUGGAUCUAAAUAAAAUGAUGGAGCAAAAAAGUACAGCUGUGAAAUCCUUAACAUCUGGAAUCGCUCAUCUUUUUAAGCAGAAUAAAGUCGCUCAUUAUCAAGGUCAUGGAAAAAUCAAUAGUAAAAAUGAAGUUGCAGCCGUGAAACCUGACGGCUCUAGUGACAUUAUCAAAACAAAGAAUAUUUUGAUUGCAACUGGCUCAGAAGUUACUCCUUUCCCUGGCAUUGAAGUGGAUGAGAAGCAGAUUGUUUCAUCUACUGGUGCAUUAUCACUGGAAAAGGUGCCAGAAAAACUGGUUCUUAUAGGAGCAGGUGUCAUUGGAUUGGAAUUGGGUUCUGUCUGGAGCCGCCUCGGAGCUGAAGUUACCGCUGUAGAAUUUUUGUCUAAUAUUGGUGGAGUGGGUAUCGAUCUUGAUGUUGCAAAAAAUUUUCAAAGGAUAUUGACAAAGCAGGGCCUUAAAUUCAAAUUGGACACAAAAGUAACUGGUGCUACAAAACAAGGAGACAAAGUUAAAGUAAACAUUGAAUCUGCCAAGGACCCUAACAAAAAAGAGGAGCUCGAAUGUGAUGUACUCCUUGUAUGUGUUGGUCGCAGGCCUUACACAGAAAAUUUAGGUCUAGAAAGUGUUGGAGUGCAAAAGGAUGAAAGAGGAAGGCUUGUUGUUAACAGUCGCUUCCAAACAAGUGUGCCAAACAUUUAUGCAAUUGGAGAUUGCAUUCCUGGUCCAAUGUUAGCUCAUAAAGCUGAAGAUGAAGGAAUAUUAUGUGUAGAAGGAAUAUCUGGUGGAUCUGUUCACAUAGACUACAAUUGUGUUCCAUCAGUAAUAUACACGCAUCCAGAAGUUUCAUGGAUUGGCAAAAGUGAAGAACAGCUAAAAAAAGAAGGCAUUGCAUACAAAGUUGGAAAAUUUCCAAUGGCUGCAAAUAGUAGAGCAAAAACUAAUGCAGAAACAGACGGUUUUGUCAAAAUACUGUCAGAUAAAACAACAGACCGAAUUCUGGGUGCACACCUUAUUUGCUGGGGUGCUGGAGAACUUAUUAAUGAAGCAGCCCUUGCUAUGGAAUAUGGCGCAUCGUCUGAAGAUAUUGCUCGUGUUUGUCAUGCUCACCCGACUGUUUCUGAAGCCUUCAGAGAAGCAAACUUGUCUGCAUACUUUGGGCGUCCCAUAAAUUUUUGAAAUGGCGGAAUUUAGUGCAAAUAAAUAUGGACUUCAUGUAUAAUGUUGUACAAAUAUGGACAAAAUAUAAGUCAUCCUCUGAGGCACUGCCGCAGUGUGUAUAGUUCUGCAAUUUGCCGAUAUUGUUACUCUAGCGAUUGUUUUGUUAAAAAUAAAGUUGUGUUUAUAUAUACUGUU
This is a messenger RNA of Uloborus diversus, 1778 nucleotides long. RefSeq names its product dihydrolipoyl dehydrogenase, mitochondrial-like. Gene Ontology annotation, molecular function: flavin adenine dinucleotide binding; dihydrolipoyl dehydrogenase (NADH) activity. NCBI's taxonomy places the organism in Eukaryota, Metazoa, Arthropoda, Arachnida, Araneae, Uloboridae. The transcript has 14 exons. The coding region runs from base 69 to 1601 and encodes 510 amino acids. Gene Ontology annotation, cellular component: mitochondrion; oxoglutarate dehydrogenase complex. The record is from RefSeq and is a predicted model, not a curated record.